UCCAGCUUGAAGCAGUAUGGCAAAGACGAAAUGAGAGAAGCCUGGUGUGUGUGGUGGGGAGAGCAGCAUGUUUAAGAAAUGAGGUUCAUUUAGGAUUUUGUUAUUAGGUUUGUCCAAAGGAAUUGAUCAGGCCAUCAUGAUACGGUCUCUCCCCUCCAGCCGGGUUUCUGUGUACAGCAUACCAGCUCCAUACGACUCUGAGCAGACUGCAGGGCAGGAAAAUCUGCAUAUUCACUACUGCCCAACCGGCGGAGGAGGCUUGGGUCAGAAGUACUGUUUCUUCAAAUGGAUGAGGUUGUGUUUCUGGAGAAGAUGGCUUCUAGGAAUAUUACCUUUAGUUUCUUUAAUAGUUACAGUAAUCGUGCUAGUCCUGCACUAUUCAUUCUUUCCAGCUUUCUCCUUUAUUUAUAUUGGUGGAAGUGUAGAAAUUCCUAAUUUGACUUAUACAAAUGACCUCAGUGAUCCAAAGUCACAGAAAUUCCUCCUGCAAGCAGAAGCAAUCCAAAACUAUUUUGCAGAAACAUAUGGGUCUUCCUCCUUGAGAAAGUACUACAUGAAGUCUGUAGUGGCUGCUUUCAGUGAAGGAGAGUCUGGACUCCGAGCUUACUACUGGAAUACAUUCUGGGCACCACAAGAUAUGGUUGCUUCUCUUAAAAAAUUAACUCCAGUGGAACAAAAAGAAAUCAGUAGUAAACAAGCAGCUCACAUGUUCAGUUCUUCAGGGGAGGAAGAUUUUGAUCUUGUUACAAUGGAGCUUUUUGUUUCAGAUUCCACAGAAUAUGAUAUGAUGCUAAAAUCAGCAGUAUCCUUUGACCUGUAUGCCAAGCCAGGGAACAACAGGACUCUAACUCUGAUGAAUCCCAAAAAGUCUUCUUAUCAAUGGAGGCUGCGAGUUCCUUCUAACUAUGUGGUGAGACUUGUAGUUAUCACUUUGCAUGGUGUCACUCCAGAGAGCUGUGCAUCACACCACUUAUCAGCAUAUGAUUUCCUUCUUCCUCUGCAGAACAAGAUCAUUACAAGAUGGUGUGGACCUGGGGCCUGGACUCCUCCUAUUGUACGUUUAACUUCGUCAAGUAAUGUAAUGUUGCUUACCUUCUCACUGGACCGAAGAGAAGAAAGCAACAUGUUAAAAGCUCAUUUUCAAGCUGUUCCUAAAAUCAUCUGUGGUGGUCAUUAUAUUUCCUGGAAUGGGACACUGAGUUCCCCUUAUUACCCAAGUUACUACCCACCAAACAUUGACUGCAGCUGGAUCAUCAGAGCACCAUUGCCUGGCUACAAGCUGUCAUUAAAAAUCCUCAUAAUACAAAUUCAAGAGAAGUCUCCAGGAUCCAGUACAUGUGAUAAAGACUGGUUAGAAAUUGAUGGGGUUAGAUACUGUAAUGCUCUUUCAGAAAGCAACAGAAACAGAGAAUAUGGCUAUUCUGUUGCAAUCAACUUCCAUUCUGAUGAACUGGUUACCCACAGAGGGUUUUAUAUUGAAUACAAAGCCUUCAGUCACACAGACCGUUGUAAUCCAGAAAAGUUGAACUGUGGUGAUGGGAAGUGUAAGCAUCAGUAUAAGAAUUGUAAAGAUGAUGACAGCUGUGGGGAGGACAGUGAUGAAAACAACUGCUCCUACAGAAACUGCUCCCCUCAUGGAUACAAAUGCCUCAAUGGAAAAUGCUUGCUGAAACCAAACCCUGAGUGUGAUGGGAAAAGAGACUGUGCAGAUGGAUCUGAUGAAAUGAACUGCGCUUGUGGAAGAGACCAGUUUAAGAAAAACAGAAUUGUUGGAGGUGAAGAUGCAAGAUCUGGAAAGUGGCCUUGGCAAGCAAGUUUACAGAUGGGAGCAUAUGGACACAUGUGUGGUGCAUCUGUUGUUUCCAACAGGUGGCUCAUAUCUGCUGCCCAUUGCUUCCUGGAUUCUGAUUCUGUGAGAUACUCUGUUCCUUCGGGGUGGAGAGCAUAUAUGGGCUUACAUACUAUUAAUGAAAAGAGCAGUCGUGUAGCUGUGAGAUCAAUCAAAAGGAUUAUUGUCCAUCCACAGUAUGACCAAUCUAUCUCAGACUAUGACAUUGCCCUGCUGGAAAUGGAGACACCUGUGUUCUUCAGUGAGCUGGUACAGCCCAUUUGUUUACCCAGCACCUCUAGAGUAUUUGUUUAUGGAACUGUCUGCUAUGUAACUGGCUGGGGAGCCAUAAAAGAAAAUAGUCAUCUUGCCAAAACACUGCAGGAAGCUCAAGUGAGGAUAAUUAACCAAAGUGUUUGCAACAAGUUGUAUGAUGAUCUUAUCACAUCACGUAUGCUGUGUGCUGGGAAUCUUAAUGGUGGAGUUGAUGCAUGCCAGGGAGAUUCUGGAGGUCCCUUGGCCUGCAUGGGAAAGGGAAAUAGAUGGUACCUUGCUGGCAUUGUGAGCUGGGGUGAAGGAUGUGCUCGACGCAAUCGUCCUGGUGUAUACACUAAGGUGACAGCCCUUUAUGACUGGAUUCGUCAGAAUACAAACUGAUCUGCCAAGGAGAAAAUGCAGAUCAUCUCCCUUAUGAAAGCGGUUUCCUUCCAUCAUGUCCACCUCUGAUAGUGUAACAUGAGAAUGCCAUUGACUGCUUCUCUGUGAAGGAAUGCAUUUUCUUUAUGAAGAAACUAUCAUGUGUUGUUCACCUAGCAGUGACUGUUCAGAUUCAGAGAAACUUCAAAUUCCUUAUGGAUUCAUUUUUCUUAUCCCCAUCAGCAGAAACAGCACUGCCUUAAAAACAAAACAAAAUGGAUUAGAACCUGUAGCAAAAAAUCCAGCCAAACUUCUCCUGCAAAUCUUCUCCCCUCCUUUCAUCUCACUUGAUACCUAUAUGUCUCCAUAUACACAUAUCUGGAUAUACAUGGCCCAGUCCCAUAUAUACUCAUAUAUAUUACCUUAGUCAUGUUACAGGAUUCUAAACGUAAAUUAUUUCAUGUUUCUUGGAAAUACAAAUACUGUAAUCAGCAUAGCAUACAAGGCUGAGAUUGAUUCAUUCUCUAGUUACAUUGUCACUGCACGACUUUCAUUUCUGGGCUGUAACUUUUGUGCUGUCUCCUGUGUUUUCCUAAAAACAUCAGAUAUAUAGUUCAGAAAUGUUAGGAUGCAAGAAAUUUUCAUUAAAGAACUUGAAGAGCAUCAUUUAGGUUGUUUGGAAUGUUGUUUAAAUAAGAGGAAAGAAAUACUCAGUUUUAGUUAAUUAAACAGAAGGAAACUUUAGUGCUUUCUUACAUUCUCUUUACAAUUUGAACAUAGCCGUAGGGUCUGAUACUUGCAAUGUGUUACAAGUGUAUUUCCCCAGCUCUGUCUCUGGCAUACUUUGUGAAUUGUUAGCAUGCUCCUGAGUGGGUUUGCACUGCUUCUCCUGAAGUCCUUGGUCUACAGCAAGCAGAGUUUCAGGGUCAAGAUCUUUGUUUUGUACUACUUUCUGGGCUGUGCCCACAUGGCCACACUACAGUGAAAGGGACAUUAAAGGAAAAGGGAUUUAUGUGGUUGGAUGCAUCCUUGGACUCAAAGAAAGUAGAAUUGGCAACGGUAGCCACAUUCCUUUAACCCUAGCAGUAGAUCUAGCUUUGAUAAUUAUAAUCUCCUGACAAGCCAAUCCACUCAAAUCUAGCUGAUUUAAGGUUUCCAAAGGUGUUUAUGGGACUUAAGAAUGCUGGUAUUCAGUUUAAUAGAAGAUCUGUCUUAGAUGGUCCUAAAAUUGUGCUCAGUAUUUGGAAGUGUUUAGCUUUCAUGCUUAAUGUA
Messenger RNA from Athene cunicularia (burrowing owl), 3736 nucleotides. Its product is annotated as suppressor of tumorigenicity 14 protein-like. The record is from RefSeq and is a predicted model, not a curated record. Gene Ontology annotation, molecular function: serine-type endopeptidase activity; protein binding. Lineage: Eukaryota; Metazoa; Chordata; Aves; Strigiformes; Strigidae. Gene Ontology annotation, biological process: proteolysis. Bases 137 to 2485 code for a protein of 782 amino acids. The transcript has 17 exons.